This is a messenger RNA of Hippoglossus stenolepis (Pacific halibut), 2381 nucleotides long. Its product is annotated as E3 ubiquitin-protein ligase RBBP6-like. Gene Ontology annotation, molecular function: zinc ion binding. The transcript is spliced from 6 exons. The record is from RefSeq and is a predicted model, not a curated record. The coding region runs from base 1 to 2355 and encodes 784 amino acids. Lineage: Eukaryota; Metazoa; Chordata; Actinopteri; Pleuronectiformes; Pleuronectidae.
AUGUCGUAUGUACACUAUAAGUUUUCUUCCAAACUGCACUACAAGACAGUCCCUUUCGAUGGGCUGCAUAUCACCCUCAAGGAGCUAAAAAGGAAGAUUAUGGGCCGGGAGUGCCUCAAGGCCACAAAAGCUGACCUGCAGAUCACCAAUGAGCAGACUGGUGAAGAAUAUACCGAUGAUGAAGCCCACAUCCGGAAACACUCCUCCGUGAUUGUGCACCGCACUCCCCCUGGUGGAGUAAAGCCCGCUGGCAGGACGUUCAUUGUAACUACAUCCAACCUGAAUGAAUUUACAAUAGACUUCCACAAAGAGCUUAUGAAGUCCAAAAAUUCACCAAAGAGACGAAGACCAUCUUAUUCCAGGUCCCGGUCAGUCAGUCGCUCUGACAGUCGCUUCAGGUCCUGGUCUCGCUCCCCUGGUGGCUUCUGGAGCCGCAGCCCUGGUGGACGGAAGCCACCUCCUCGGGAGCUUCCACAGUUAGAACUAAAGGGACCAACUCCUGGAGCCCGCCGGGAGAGAGAAAGGUAUCGACAAUGGGAAAAAGAGUACACAGACUGGUGCAACAAAUGCUACAAAGACUACGACAACCAACACCCCUCAAUCAAUAAAACACCUCCCAUCUCCUCAAAACCUGCAUCUGGCUCUGGAGUCGCUAAAGCUCCUACUUCUAAAAGUGCUGCUGCACCCGCUAAGCCCUCAAACAAGACCGUAUCCAAGACCCAGUCUGAUAACACCAGGAAAGAGAAGGCUCAGAAAGUAAAACCUAAAGAGAAGGCAGAGGCUGUGAAGGAAAAGAAUGACAAGGUAAAGCAAAAGACCCCAGAAGCAGUGGUCAUCAAAAAGAAAGACUCCUCGUCCUCUGUCGCUAAACCGAUUAAGACCAUUAAAGCAAAUCCAGAAGAUAAUUUCAACUCAACUACCCCCAAAAAGGAAAAGAAUCCAACAGUACAACAGAAGGGGCUGGACGAAAGGAGCUGUCUGCAUCUGCAGAGAGGAGAGCCUCUCGCGAAAGACCAGGGAGUGCUGGAGAGAGACUGCAGGGCUCAGACCGAGAGCAGGACAGAGUCUCAGGACCAGACAGAGAUCGAGACAGAGUGUCUGGAUCAGACAGAGACAGAGUCAGUCGCUCUGACAGUCGCCCAGGUCCUGGUCUGCCUCCCUGGUGGCUUCUGGAGCCGCAGCCCUGGUGGACGGAAGCCACCUCCUCGGGAGCUUCCACAGUUAGAACUAAAGGGACCAACUCCUGGAGCCCGCCGGGAGAGAGAAAGGUAUCGACAAUGGGAAAAAGAGUACACAGACUGGUGCAACAAAUGCUACAAAGACUACGACAACCAACACCCCUCAAUCAAUAAAACACCUCCCGUCUCCUCAAAACCUGCAUCUGGCUCUGGAGUCGCUAAAGCUCCUACUUCUAAAAGUCCUGCUGCACCCGCUAAGCCCUCAAACAAGACCGUAUCCAAGACCCAGUCUGAUAACACCAGGAAAGAGAAGGCUCAGAAAGUAAAACCUAAAGUGAAGACAGAGGCUGUGAAGGAAAAGAACGACAAGGUAAACCAAAAGACCCCAGAAGCAGUGGUCAUCAAAAAGAAAGACUCCUCGUCCUCCUCCUCCUCCUCUGUCGCUAAACCGGUUAAGACCAUUAAAGCAAAUCCAGAAGAUAAUUUCAACUCAACUACCCCCAAAAAGGAAAAGAGUAAAAGCUCUACAGUGAGGCCUCCCCUGCUUAAGACCCCUCCACUUUCCUCCCAGACCCUGCCUCUACCUCAUCCUUCUCUUCCCGAUGGCCCUCGACUCAGCCAUGACAUUCGGGGAAGAAGAGAUCUUCCACCAGGUAGUGGUCUCCUCCCAAUGCCACCCGCCCAGAGGAGGAUCAAGUUGAACAGAUAUCUGGGGAGAAAAGGCAGCACUGAGACGUCUGCCUCAGACAGAGCACCAUUAGGUCCUGAGAAGAUGUCGUCCACAUCAGACCGAUCAGCUUCUUCCAGCGUUUCCGAAGGUGACAGAUCCAACAGUACAACAGAAGGGGCUGGACGAAAGGAGCUGUCUGCAUCUGCAGAGAGGAGAGCCUCUCGCGAAAGACCAGGGAGUGCUGGAGAGAGACUGCAGGGCUCAGACCGAGAGCAGGACAGAGUCUCAGGACCAGACAGAGAUCGAGACAGAGUGUCUGGAUCAGACAGAGACAGAGGUGUGGCCUCUGAAAGAGAGAGAGAGAGGGACAGGGUUUCGGGGUCGAGCUCACAGAAAGUAGCAGCGACAGCGGAGAGAGACGGCGACAGAGAGAGGUCAGUUGUUGUUUACUACCUUAAUGUUUUUAAGAUUUUGUUUAUUACUUUUGUGGAAUACUUGAGAUCUUGAGUUGGACCCCCUUUCACAAAGCAAUU